Molecule: messenger RNA, 2373 nt
Organism: Monomorium pharaonis (pharaoh ant)
Lineage: Eukaryota; Metazoa; Arthropoda; Insecta; Hymenoptera; Formicidae
Product: serum response factor-binding protein 1
Biological process (GO): maturation of SSU-rRNA
Cellular component (GO): nucleus; 90S preribosome
Source: RefSeq, a predicted model, not a curated record
AUCUUGCAUUACAAAAUAUCUUCAAACAUACAUAUACAGCACACAUCGCUGAUUGUGAAUGUAGCACGGAUGCAAACCAAAAUUAGCGUGUUAUCCUCUCGAAAAGUAGAUGUGACUACGUAGUUCUACGUCCACGAAAAAUGGAUGUGAUGGCGCUACGAAUCAGCACGGAUUUUCGGAAUUACUAGAUGGCCAGCUUACCCGCUUUUUCAGUCUUCUCUCUGGGUACGUUCUACUUCACGCAUGAUGCGCAUGGUGCAUCGUUCAUCCUUGUUAUUGGUCAAACGUUAAACAAGGAUGAAUAAUGUCUUAUGCGUGUUAUGCGUGAAACAGAACACACCCUUCUGUUUGGGCGUUUCUCCUCCAGAAUUCUAUUGGACAAAAUAAUGAUAGGGAAUUCACUUGUUAAACACAAACUAUGCUCGCUAUUUUCUCAGGUUUGUUUACGAUUUCUAGAAUCUCGAACUCUGAAGAGGUGGUUGUCAAAGAGACUAAUAACUGCAAGAGGAGAAAAAAGGAAAUUAUUUACACAUUUGUUUCUACACUUGUCAAAUAAUUUAGAUCGGAAAGAUUUUUCUUAACUUAAAAUGGAAAAAUCUGAAAUUAAUAAUGAGUUUAUUCUUCUGCGACACGCAGUUCGUCAGGCGAGAGUUUGUAUUGUGAACAAACUCAUCAAGGAGGCUAAACUCUUGCGGGAUAGACAUGGAAAUGAGGUGCAACUGGAGAAGAGUAGAAGAAAGGCCGACAGGCUGAUCGCCGAGGUUUACGCGCUGAAGACAAUUAAGGACGAUGACAUUUCAAAAUUUGGUAUCCUAGAUGAAAGAGAUCUGACUAAAAUAUUGCAAGAUCAGUCUUCAAGUAAUAGCGUUCGCAUAAUGGCGAGAGUCACGCAUUAUAAAACCUUGCAGAAAAGAUUAACACAGUUUAAAGAGAAAUUCCCAGAUUAUAAGAAGCAUUUCACAGAGAAAAAGAAAAAGAAGACUACAAAGUCAAAAGACAAUGCUGCAAAAACUAGAAAAUCUAAAGAGACUAAUCUUCAGGAUAAAAGUUCAAAGAAACGAAAGGUUGAUUCGGAUGAAAACAUUGAACAACCCCAUCACUCUAAAGAUGAGGAACCAUGUGACAGCAAAUUAUCUGAAGCAAAGGGUAACUCGUAUAAGCGCAAAAGGGCAUUGAAUGAAGAUGGUACACCCUCUGAAAGACAAAAAUUAUUAAAACAGAAAAAAGAUGAUACGUCAGAAGUCACAGAUAAGCAAUCGAGUAUAAUUAAACCAUCUAGCAUUACAAAAGAGGCCACAGUGAAGAGGUUUACCGAGCUGUUGGAGGAGCAAGAAUCUAAUAGAGACACAGAGAUGUCUGUAGAAUGUCAAAAUCCUACAAGCACUAGGACUGAGCAAGCAAAAGUAGUUGACGACUUCUUCAUUGAAGGGAAUGAUCAAUCUUAUCAAGAAAAUAAAGCCUCGACAUCGUACACAAGAUCUCAUGGGCAUAACACGCGAGCGAAAGCUUUCCGAUCAAACGAUCGAUUUAAAGAACAAAAUGUGAAACACAAAAACGAUACUAACUUCACGAAAAAACAAUCGGGUAAACAAUCUUUCUCCACGAAAUUCAAGAAAACAUCUAAGAUUAAUAAAAACGCAAACAAAAGUAACGCAAGUGAAAACGCGACUGUUGACAAAGACAAGAAUGCCAGUUUACAUCCUUCUUGGCUGGCUAAGAAAAAGCAGAGGGACAUCAUGAGUCAAGGAUUCCAGGGCAAGAAGACUGUGUUUUCGGAUGAUUAAGCGUAAUGGUUUACUGUACGUAACAAGGGAGCUUACAAAUAAUAACGGAUUUUUUGUAAAGUGCAUUCUAAACUUAUACAUUCGUCGUAUUUAUCUUAACAAAAAUGUUUACAUAUAUACACUUAUCUUUAAGUUUAAUAUACAUUUAUUUAGGGCUAGUUGUUCCAACUUCUUGGUAAACUUACCUAUCAAAUAAAUGUAUCUUUAUUUAUCUACUCUUAAAAUGGUGAUGUUAAUGAUUUUAUUGAGUUUUUUCUCUAUCCUGGUUCUCUCGCUGCACUUACUUCGUGUUUGCAAGAGUAACUAUCAUUGCAAUUAAAUUUUGAGUUGUCAAAUUUGUAUAGAUGGUUAGCUGCACAAUUAUCGUUUUAAAUAAAAAAUUAAAAAUUAAAUAGCUCGCAAAAUGCGUGUCUGUGGUAUCUGGUUUAAGAAAAAAAGAAGAUAGCACAUGCUUACCUGAUAGGCAAGUUUAAAAAGUUGGAACAACCAGCCCUUAAUGUAAAUAAUAUUCGUAAAAUGUAAUGUGUUAUGUCUUCUUUUCUAAAUAGUUUAUGUAAUUUUGUUCAAUAAAAUGCAAUUGAAUCACAUA